UAAAAGUAGAAAGCACUGUCAUCGUAGCGUCCUAGACUUGACUCAUCGUUAAGGAAAUAUAACACAUAAUCAAGUUGCAAAGUCGCUCUAUGAAGAUUGCUUCUGCGAUGGAAAGGCAGCAUCUAUAAACUGCUCUAUCGAGAGUUCACCGUUUUCGUUGUGCUGUACAGUGUCCUCAGCAUCGUAUACAGCUCCUCAGGAUGACACAAACAGCACAUUGUCUGAAUACUCUUUGUUCAGUUUUUAGAGCAACAAGAACAGCUUCCUUUUUGAACAUAUCCUCUUUUACAACAUGUCUCACUGUUGCCACCCACAAGAAAAAAACUGGACUGGGAGUCACGGCCUUCCUGGAACCCAGUCUGUUGGCUCUCAGUGUACCUAAUCAGCCAAUAUUGGUCAAGUAUAGCAUUCUUAAAGCUGCUGUCUUCAUGGCCCAGAUUUCACCUCCCCAGUGAGCUGAGAGCUAAGACUACUAUCGCAUUCCUCAGGCAACAUCAGAUUUUUAUCCUGUAUGACGGAUUCAAAUUGGCAAAGCUCACCUGGCAUACAGCAAAAGCUAUAUCGUGGCAGAAAAAGCAAGCACAUCUCAGAAGCCAAUACCCCAUUAAGACUACUUUUCAGCUUGGAAGGCAACAGGAGCGCACAUUAGGCCUGUUUGAAAGCUGCAGCCUAUUUUUCAAUGGAGUGCAAGCUUGCGCUGUCUGGAAGCAGCCCGGUUUGUCUUUCCCGAGCUCCCCGCUUUUAAAGCGAGUAAAGGUAUCGCCCGGCCCCAGGUUUCUACGUGACGCUGGUGGUGAACCGCUGGUGGAACCAGUUUGUGAACCUGCCGUGGCCCGACCGGCUGAUGCUGCUGAUCUCCAGCUGCGUGCAGGGCCGGGACGAGCACGGCCGCCUGCUGCGCAGGACGAUGAUGCGCUACAUCAACCUGGCCUCGCUGCUCAUCUUCCGCUCCGUCAGCACCGCCGUCUGCAAGCGCUUCCCCACCAUUGACCACGUGGUGGAAGCAGGUUUUAUGACAGCAGAGGAAAGGAAGGUAUUUGAAAAUCUCAAAUCACCCCAUCUGAAAUACUGGAUCCCAGUAGUGUGGUUUGCAAAUCUGGCCUCUAAAGCCCGGAAGGAGGGCAGAAUAAAGGACAGCGUGGACCUGCAGACCAUCAUGAAUGAAAUGAACAAAUUCAGAACUUGGUGUUCAACCCUGUUUGGCUAUGACUGGGUGGGAAUUCCUCUCGUCUAUACGCAGGUCGUCACUCUGGCAGUCUACACCUUUUUCUUUGCCUGUCUGAUUGGGCGACAGUUCCUGGACCCUAAACAGGGCUACACUGGUCACGACCUGGACCUCUACGUGCCCGCCUUCACCCUGCUGCAGUUCUUCUUCUAUGCCGGCUGGCUCAAGGUAGCAGAGCAGCUCAUCAACCCCUUUGGAGAGGAUGAUGACGACUUCGAGGCGAACUGGUGUAUCGACAGAAACCUGCAGGUGUCUCUGAUGGCUGUGGACGAAAUGCACAUGAACGUCCCUCGGAUGACGAAGGAUAUCUACUGGAACGACUCCGAUGUCCGGCCUCCAUACACCUUGGCCGCCGCAGACUACUGUAUCCCCUCCUUCCUGGGCUCCACCACUGACAUGGGCCUGUCGGACAUCGAUGUUCUUUACUACGACGACGUCAUGCCGGAGGAUUACCAGCCCCGCCGGCAGAUGUCGGUGUUGGGCAGAGUGCGCCGGCUGCUCAGCGUGCAGGACCCCCCGGACCUCUCCCCCCGCCGCCCCUCUUUCAAGCGCAACAGCAGUGAGUUCUCCAGCGUCUUCUUCCCUUUCCCCCUGGACCAAAACCUCCAGCUUGGUGCCGAGGAGCUGGGCAACAAAUUCAACCUGUCGGGCCUGCAGGAGCCCCAGGCGAAAGCCUGCCCAGACCACCUUUCCACGCUGCGGGAGGUCAGCGCCCCCUCUACCCCCGAAAAGCAGCUCCGCUCGCCCACCUUGCGGAAGGUUCCGGAAGUGGUGGUCAUUCCACCCCAAGGCAACAGCCUGCACAGGCAGCAGGACAAUCGAGACACCCAGGGGCCUGAGCUCCCCCAGGAAGGCCCUGGGAAGGGGACAAGAGAGUCUUCCAGUGAGCGGGAGCCAGACCAAGCAGCAGGGAGGCCAAAGGAUCAGGGUUCCAGCAAACAGAGGUGGAGCGUACCGGCGCCAAAAAAGAAACUGAAGAGCCGUCAGCUCUUCCGCCGGGUCUCCAAGGCCUCGUUAAGUAGCCUGCCCAGUCCCAAUGGCCUGGUGGGGAGGAAGAGCCUCACUGGGGCGACCAACACCCCUUCGAAGCCAGCCCUGAGCACCAGCCAGGCUGCGACCAGUGACUCAGAGGAGCUCCGGGAAACGGACAUCUUGGAAUCCAACAGCGAGGAGAGCCAGAGCACGAGGCAGACGCACUCUCCGGACUCCUAGCAGGCAAUCUUCCAGUAGGGCCUUCGGUGUGGUUAGAUCUCAAAUACAGAGCGGUGGGAUUCGUCUACAAAAUGUGAAACAACUUUUUUUUAUACACCACAUCUUUUUUUUUUUUAGCAGAGAAGACAUACUGCAUUGGCACUGGAUUAAAAUUUUCUUAUGUUAUGCUUAA
Lepisosteus oculatus (spotted gar) is the source of this 2609-nucleotide messenger RNA. Its product is annotated as bestrophin-3. The record is from RefSeq and is a predicted model, not a curated record. NCBI's taxonomy places the organism in Eukaryota, Metazoa, Chordata, Actinopteri, Semionotiformes, Lepisosteidae. Gene Ontology annotation, molecular function: chloride channel activity.